Heterocephalus glaber (naked mole-rat) is the source of this 521-nucleotide messenger RNA. NCBI's taxonomy places the organism in Eukaryota, Metazoa, Chordata, Mammalia, Rodentia, Bathyergidae. The record is from RefSeq and is a predicted model, not a curated record.
GCCGGCUCGUGCUCGCGCACGCAGGGUGGGGGGAAGAAGCGCACGACGUGCGCGCGCCCUCUCCCUCGGCCACCGCUGCCGCCUCCUUCUGCCGCUCCUGGAGCUGCUUGUGUGCUCGUUCGGUGCGGACCUGGUACCUCUUUUGUGAAGCGGCAGCUGAGAAGACUCGGGCGCUCGCUAUGGCCGACGAAAAGCCCAAGGAAGGAGUCAAGACUGAGAACAACGACCAUAUUAAUUUGAAGGUGGCGGGCCAGGAUGGUUCUGUGGUGCAGUUUAAGAUUAAGAGGCAUACACCACUUAGUAAAUUAAUGAAAGCCUAUUGUGAACGACAGGGUUUGUCAAUGAGGCAGAUCAGAUUCCGAUUUGAUGGACAGCCAAUCAAUGAAACAGACACACCUGCACAGGUAAUGAUCUCUCCUAAUAAUACAUAUGUAUAUAUUUUCUUUUUGGUACUGGGGAUUGAACUCGGGACCUUGUGCUUGCGAGGCAGGCAGCGGAACCACUGAGCUAAAUUCCCGGCC